Molecule: messenger RNA, 651 nt
Organism: Erigeron canadensis
Lineage: Eukaryota; Viridiplantae; Streptophyta; Magnoliopsida; Asterales; Asteraceae
Product: CST complex subunit TEN1
Exons: 4
Coding region: 117-497 (126 amino acids)
Biological process (GO): negative regulation of telomere maintenance via telomerase
Cellular component (GO): CST complex
Molecular function (GO): single-stranded DNA binding; telomerase inhibitor activity; telomeric repeat DNA binding
Source: RefSeq, a predicted model, not a curated record
UAUACACUUCAUAAUUUUAGUGGGUCGGGUCGGGUCGGGUAGUGUAUAGUCUGGUUAAUAAAGCAUAGACAGUGAACUGGAAAUCUUGCUCUGAUAAGUUAAAUCGCUGUAUCACAAUGGCGUCAGCUGAUAUACCAUCUGGUGCAUUAGUUAUUUUACAAGAAUUCAACUCGUCUUCACCGCACUUCAAGCAAGGGGCAUCCCUUCGUGUUACAGGAAAGUUACAAAAGUAUAGUGUAGAGACGGCCAUUGCUAUUAUUGCUGAUGGAAGUGCCACCCUGGCAGUUGACACCCAACACUUAAGACUUGAUCUUCAUGUGGGAUCUCUUUACCAGUUCAUUGGAGAACUUUGGAUUCAACCAAGUAAUGAGGGGAUAUUGAAAGCAAGAGUGGGUAGAAAUGUUGACGGGAUGGACCUUAAUUUGUAUCAUGAGUCUCUCAAGCUCCUAAGACAAUUCCAAUCCGAUCAAACCAGUCAUUUGGCGCAGUUGCAAUGAGCAAUCACGAGACCAUGGUAAUCUAGAAUUUCUAUGAAAUUAAAUAUGUUAAAGUCAAGUGUCGUAAACAGUGUCUAAAAUCAGGCAAAUAAUGCGUACAAUGAAUGACACAUGUAUUACAUUCUUUAUCAAUGUUAAUCAUAAUCUUUUAUCA